This is a messenger RNA of Fusarium redolens, 636 nucleotides long. RefSeq lists its product as uncharacterized. Lineage: Eukaryota; Fungi; Ascomycota; Sordariomycetes; Hypocreales; Nectriaceae. The record is from RefSeq and is a predicted model, not a curated record. The transcript has a single exon. Bases 99 to 401 code for a protein of 100 amino acids.
CUAACACCUUCGCCAAGCUCACCAGGAUCUGUCUCAGCUGUAGCCGAAGAACAUACGGCCUGAAAAGAAUCAUUUUGCGUCAGUUUUCCGGCUACAACAUGGAUGUGCAACCGUUACAAGAUGCCUUUUCUAGGCUGAGUCUUGACAAGGAUAAGCAUCAAGCUGCGAGCUAUUAUGAUAUCUCUGAAGUUGAAGAGGAAACAGGCAACACGUGGGCAUCUCAUAUCAUAAUCUUUUCUGUUCGGCCCAAUGCUCACAUAUCACAGUCAUUAUUUGAGCUGUACAGGCAAUAUCCAGCGAACUCCUUUGAAAUACCCAUCUAUUAUAGAGCCAUCCACUGCGAGUCACCAUCAGAGGUUCAGGGAGGCCAUCGAGCCAGGUUGUUUCCUCCUUUCAAAUAAAGCAGGUCUUCCUCUUCUUGCUGGGGGCGGUUGAGGGCUAUCGAGUGGAGAAGUUUCUCGAAGGCAUUGAAUUAGAACUUGAAAGUCUCUUUCCUCUAAAGAUACAAGAGUUUGAUCAGGCCGCUCACCAGUUAAGUCUUACCCUCGGUCGGAAGGAAUUAUUAUCAUAUUAUAGGAACGACUAUGCGUCUAUCUUAGAAGAAGACCGUCCAUUUGGGGACAACGAGUCGAAGCG